ACAAAGGCUAAGCCCUUUCAAACCUCGACGGGUUUCUCGCUUAUAGAUAUUAAUAACGAAUAACCCGUCCAGGCGCUGAAGCGCACGCACAGCCUUGACUUUAAGCGCCGUCCUUGAGGUCUGAAGGUCACGUUGACCCAGACUCCUCUCCGGAGCGGCGCGUGAUGUGUCGCGUUGCUGUCGUCGCGUGCUCGUUGUGUCAAACUUGGGGAAAGUGCUCGCGACUUGCGUUCUCGUUUAAGGCACUGAGUCCUGCGGGAAGGCGUCGUAAUAACGCUCGUGAGGAUAGAAAAGAGACGCGUUUCUGAGCCGGGCUGAUGCCGCGGAGAGGUGCGGGGACUACUGGCCGCGCGUCACGCGCAUGUACCGGCGAAUAAAUCGGCGAGUCGCAGCAAAUAAAAAGGUCAUCGUUACCCGGCGGAGAGAGAUUUUGGGGCUGGUUUUGGAGAUCUGACGUCGAGGAAAUUUAGUUGCGUGGAGGUUUUGGAUACUGUUGCACAGCCUCGUUUCUUUUAGCAGGAGCGGUUUCUCUGAGAGUGACAGCGCUCUUUGGAUUGAGGACUUAAACACCGGGGCUGAUGGCGGCUUCCUCCUCCUCCUCUUCCUCCUCCUCCGCUGGCGGCGAUCCGGAUCCCAACUCGACAAAUUUACGGCCACCCUCCUCAAACUAUGACUGGAGUGGAGUCGCUCAUGGAUGCACGAGGAAACUCGGAAUGAAGAUCUGCGGAUUUUUGCAGAAGAACAAUAAUGUUGACGACAAGAGCCGAAUUGUCGGGUUUUUUAACGAGCAGCAGCCCAAGGGUGUUUUAACACGAGACAACGAGAGGGACCCUCGCUUCAGACGCUCGGAGACAGACUUCUCCAAUCUCUACGCAAGAGAUCUACUUCCUGCUAAAAAUGGGGAGGAGUACACAAUGCAGUUCCUGUUGGAGGUGGUGGACAUCCUCACGAACUACGUGCGCAAGACCUUUGACAGAUCCACAAAAGUGCUGGACUUCCAUCAUCCACACCAGCUGCUGGAGGGAAUGGAGGGCUUCAACCUGGAGCUGUGUGACCAGCCGGAGAGUCUGGAGCAGAUCCUGGUGGACUGCAGGGACACGCUCAAAUACGGCGUCCGCACAGGUCACCCGAGGUUUUUUAACCAGCUGUCUUCUGGUCUAGACAUCAUUGGUUUAGCCGGAGAGUGGCUGACCUCCACUGCCAACACUAACAUGUUCACAUAUGAGAUUGCACCGGUGUUUGUACUGAUGGAACAGCUCACCCUGAAGAAAAUGCGAGAGAUCAUUGGCUGGCCAAACGGAGAAGGCGAUGGCAUUUUCUCACCAGGAGGAGCAAUCUCAAACAUGUACAGCGUGAUGGUGGCGCGCUAUAAACACUACCCUGAGGUUAAAAUCAAAGGCAUGGCAGCUGCUCCCAGACUGGUGCUGUUCACCUCUGAACAUAGCCACUACUCUAUAAAGAAGGCCAGUGCAGUGCUGGGUUUCGGCACAGAGAAUCUGAUCCUGCUGAAGACGGAUGAGAGAGGUAGAGUGAUUCCGGCAGAUCUGGAGGCCAAAGUCAUCGAUGCCAAGCAGAAGGGGUACGUACCGAUGUUUGUGAACGCUACGGCCGGAUCUACAGUGUACGGAGCCUUCGAUCCAAUCAACGAGAUCGCUGACAUCUGUGAGAAAUACAACAUUUGGCUUCAUGUGGAUGGGGCGUGGGGUGGAGGUUUGCUGAUGUCUAGAAAACACAGACACAAGCUGGACGGCGUAGAGAGAGCAAACUCCGUCACAUGGAACCCACACAAGAUGAUGGGCGUUCCUCUACAGUGCUCCGCCAUUCUGGUGCGAGAGAAGGGUCUUCUUCAAGGCUGUAACUCCAUGUGUGCAGGAUAUCUCUUUCAGCCGGAUAAGCAGUAUGAUGUCACCUAUGACACAGGGGACAAGGCCAUACAGUGUGGCCGUCAUGUAGACAUCUUCAAAUUCUGGCUCAUGUGGAAGUCAAAGGGAACUAUAGGCUUUGAGAAGCACAUUGACAGAUGUCUGGAGCUGUCUGAGUAUCUCUACCACAAGAUAAAGGACCGAGAAGCAUAUGAGAUGGUGUUUCAAGGAGAGCCCCAACACACUAAUGUGUGUUUCUGGUACAUUCCUCCGAGCCUGCGGCUUCUGCCGGAUGGAGAGGAGAAAAGACAGCGACUUCAUAAGGUUGCCCCCAAGAUCAAGGCAAUGAUGAUGGAGUGUGGAACAAUAAUGGUGGGCUACCAGCCUCAAGGCGAUAAGGUCAACUUCUUCAGAAUGGUUGUCUCUAAUCCGGCUGUAACCAGGUCUGACAUUGACUUCCUGAUCGAUGAGAUAGAAAGACUGGGGCAGGAUUUAUAGAGUGCACAGGGCUGGAAAUUCAGUAGAUGUAGAAAAAUAGAAAAUGGAGAAGACUUUUUGAAGUAUUGUAUCAGCUGGACAUUCCAGAGUAUUAGACCAAUGAGGUGCUCUAGAAUAUGAACUCUCAGAUUUCUAGAAUGUUCCACUACGAAACUGGACAUUCCAGAACACAGAGGUGGUGAGCUCUUAAAGCUAUCAUUUCAUAAUGAAGGAUCCGAUUUCCUCCUAUGGCAUUAUAUGUCCUCUAUUUUUCCCUCCCCCCUGUUCUCUUGUGUCCUGUCUGUCGUGUUCUUUCAUUUCUAACACUUUACAAUAAGGUUCUCCUUCUGGUUAUAACAUGAUAGCAAAAAUACUUAACGCAUAUUUUAAUCUUAUUUCGUUAUUUUGAAUAUUUACUAAUACGUCUAAAAUUAUCCAGUGGACCUGAGCCAACUUGAAUUUGCAAUGAAGAGUUGUGUUUUAGUGAACCAAGGUCGACACAGCUAAAAUAUUUCCUAGCAGGUCUAAACGGCGAUCAUUAUCAACUAGAUAUAUUAAACAGUGAGAUAAAAAUGACAAACUAUUUACAUGUUUCUCCCUCAUUGAAAACUAAAAAGCUGCAUGACAUUUCUUAGUAGCGAGAGGUAGCGCACAGUCCCUAAUUAUUCAAUAUUUAAUGCAAUAACUUACGCUAAGUGAUCGAACCUUGUUGUAGAGUGUUACCCUUUUCAUUUCAACAGGAAAUAUUAUACUUUACAGCACAACUAUACUUUUAAGAAAUGUUCACGGUUCAUUUCCACUUAAGCUUGUGUGAUAAAAAUAAUUUGGUCCCUAUCUACAAAAGAAACAAAAAUCGUGCUUACAGUAUUGCUCUCUCAGAAGAAAUUUAAUAGGCAAGGCAUCACUGUAUUAAAGUCACAGUCACAAUUACAAUACCUGCAGUUCAAAAACAAUAAGGUAAGCACUUUAUAAUAUUACUAAUAAUAAUAAGAAGAAGAAACUGGCUUUUUUGCUCAUCCAUACUCAUCCACUUUAAAUGUAUUCAUUGAAACAUUUUUUUGCACAUAUAGCAUAACUUUUAAACCAUGAACAUUUCUUUUAAAAUCGAGAACUCGAAUUCUCAGUAAAAAAAAGUUUAAGGAUAUACUGUAAUAUAGCACCGUCUAAUAGCCGCCAUCUGGACCGUCUGUGUGAUUGAACAAAUGCAUAACUUGGUAGCUGUAUGUCAUGAAGAUCAACUGAAGUGUGUGCCAUUGUACCAAGUACUGUAUUGACACGCUGUGUUUUUAGACUUUUUGUGUGUAAAUUGUGAUUGUUUGUGACAAACAUAUAUCACAUAGUUUUACAGUAAGAAUAGUGUUCGAAUAGUGGCAAAGAUAUUAUUCCUCUAUUUAUACCCUCCAAGUAUUUUCAGUUGUAUUUUGAGAGACUAUAUUGUUUAAACCAGUGCAUUAGAUUUUAGUUCAUUUAUUAACCAAAGACAUAGAAGAAAAAUGGCAUCUCAUUGUCAGCCUGCAUACUCGUAACACAUUAUAUGGCCAGAAGUAUGUGAACAUUUUAUUCUAAAUAACGGAUUUUGCUAUUAACUCCAGCAAAGACAAAUUUCAAUGCUACACAGUAAUGCCCGUCUAUAGAAGCAGCGGGGCCCAAAACAGGGUCCAUGUAAGUCUGGUGGGCAAGACUUUGACUUUUGACAGAUGUGAACCCCACUAAAAACAACUUUUUCCGACUCCCUCACCCAACAUCAGUGCCUUUGGCCAUAUAGUGUAGUUUAAGAAAUGAAUGUCUGUCUUACGAGAUCGAUACAAAGGAGCAUUUUCUAUCCAUAGUGCAAUGAAUGCUGUAGCUGAGAUUUAGUCAGUUGUAUACGUGAAUUAAUAUAAAAAAAAUCUAAAAUAAAGUCUCUUAACUUUAGUUUGGAGAUAAGCACAGCGACGUAACAGCGAUGAUCCUCCUGAAAGGGAAACUGUAAUUUAUUAGCAGCUAUAUUUGUAGAGUUAGUACGUAAGUUUAAUUAGACCAAACACAAUUUCACAUUCCUAAAUCAACAAACGAAGCUAAUAUUUUGUGUACGCUUUGCUUACUUCAGUCUGCACAGUAGAUGUAAAGCUAAUGAUCUCUAGCUUGAAGUGCCUGAGUGUUUCAAAAACUAAAAAAAAAAUGUGCAUUUUAAUUGCAGUAUGCGCAAUAUUGCUGUUCACUGUUACCAGUAGAAAUAAACACUCAGCUUGAAAAAUCUUGA
Molecule: messenger RNA, 4581 nt
Organism: Puntigrus tetrazona (Sumatra barb)
Lineage: Eukaryota; Metazoa; Chordata; Actinopteri; Cypriniformes; Cyprinidae
Gene: gad1a
Product: glutamate decarboxylase 1a
Exons: 17
Coding region: 579-2360 (593 amino acids)
Biological process (GO): GABA biosynthetic process
Cellular component (GO): presynaptic active zone; cytoplasm
Molecular function (GO): glutamate decarboxylase activity; pyridoxal phosphate binding
Source: RefSeq, a predicted model, not a curated record